AGCUUGCCAGCCUGCGUGGUUGGAAACUAGCUAGCGGCUUGUACAGUAUAAACCCCGGCCAGAGAAAGCACCCGGCAGGUGGACCAAGCCAAAGCCCGGGACGAAGCGUACUCCUCCACCCUUCCACCUAGUCCAUUGAAGAGGAGAGCUCUCCAUUGUAAUGGGGGACGAGGAAAGAGGAGCGGCGGCGGCGCCGCUGCUGCUGCCAGCGUCGCCGUCGUCGGCGAGCCGUCACCACGAGGCGGGGUGCCCCGGCUGCGCGCUGGACCGGAGGAAGGAGAGCUCCGGCGGCAGGAUCCCCUACAAGGAGCUCUUCUUCGUCGGCCUCACCACCCUCGCCUCAUCUUUGCCCAUCACAUGCCUCUUUCCCUUUAUGUAUUUCAUGGUUAGAGACUUCCACGUUGCUAAAACAGAGGAAGAUAUAGGGUCUUAUGCUGGUUUCCUUGCUUCUUCGUACAUGAUUGGCAGAGCCUUUUCUGCGAUUUUUUGGGGCAUUGUGGCGGACCGUAUUGGACGGAAGCCUGUCAUUGUAUUUUCCAUCCUGUCUGUGGUCAUAUUUAACACACUGUUUGGACUAAGUACAGAGUACUGGAUGGCAAUAGCUACAAGACUUGUUCUAGGUUCCCUAAAUGGUUUACUUGCUCCAAUAAAGGCUUAUGCUAUUGAAGUUUGUCAAGCUGAACAUCAUGCUCUUGGGCUCUCAGUUGUGAACACAGCGUGGGGUUUUGGUCUUGUAAUCGGUCCAGCUCUUGGAGGCUACCUUGCUCAGCCUGCUGAAAAGUACCCACAAAUAUUCUCCAAGGAGUCAGUUUUUGGGAGGUUUCCAUAUUUCUUACCUUGUGUAGCUGUGUCAUUGCUUGCUGCCAUUGUUCUCAUAAGUUGUAUAUGGAUGCCGGAGACCAUACACAAACAUAAGAGUCCGGAGAAGGAUAUCCAAAAGGUCAAAGCCUUGCCAUCGGAACAAUCUUAUUUAGAUUCACCUCGCAAGAAGAGUUUGCUCCAGAAUUGGCCAUGGAUGUCAACUAUGGUGUCCUAUUGUUUCUUUGGUCUUCAUGACACUGCAUAUAGUGAAAUACUUUCCUUGUGGGCUGUUAGUGACAGAAAGUAUGGUGGUCUUAGCUUCUCAUCUGAAGAUAUCGGUGGAGUUCUUGCCGUGGCAGGUGCUAGUCUUCUUGUAUAUCAGCUUAUCAUUUAUCACUGGGUUCAUAAGUUUCUGGGGCCAGUCAUUUCGUCGCGUGUUGCUUCUGCUCUGUCCAUACUUAUUGUCAGUACUUAUCCCUUUAUGACAUACUUAUCUGGCGCCAAACUUUCUUUUGCUCUCUACUCUGCAGCCAUGAUGAGAAGUGUUGUUGCGAUUACUGCCAGCACAGGAAUUUCCCUUCUGCAGAACCAUGCUGUGCGUCAAGACCAAAGAGGCACUGCGAAUGGUAUAUCGACAACUGCCAUGUCGUUUUUCAAGGCGAUUGCUCCAAUCGGGGCUGGUUAUCUGUUCUCAUGGGCGCAGAAACAUCAGGACAGCACCUUCUUCCCAGGUGAUCAAAUGGUGUUCUUGGUGCUGAAUUUGGUGCAGCUCCUUGGGCUCAUGUUUACCUUUGAGCCUUUCCUGGUAUUACCCACUGUAGGAGAAGAGUGCAGUUAGGAACAUAGCAGUAUAGAUUGUCACCUGUCAAAAUCUGUAAUAACAGCAACGUUCUUCCAAUUAUUUUAUAUUGUAAUAAUAACAGCAACAUUUUAAAACUUGGCAUGAGCCUAGGCGGCCAAUGUUCCUUUUC
Molecule: messenger RNA, 1772 nt
Organism: Triticum aestivum (bread wheat)
Lineage: Eukaryota; Viridiplantae; Streptophyta; Magnoliopsida; Poales; Poaceae
Product: protein ZINC INDUCED FACILITATOR-LIKE 1
Exons: 17
Coding region: 161-1639 (492 amino acids)
Biological process (GO): transmembrane transport
Molecular function (GO): transmembrane transporter activity
Source: RefSeq, a predicted model, not a curated record